ACUUUCCUGUUGCAGUAGCGAGUGUCGGCGGCGUAUGCAAGCGUGUUAGUGAUAAAGUGCAAUUUGCCACACACACACACAAAUACGCAAGAGAAAAUUGUAAUAUUUUGAAUGUAACGGAGUUUUUCACUGUGCGAGUAUUUUUGAAAAAUAUUUAAAAAUUUAUUUGAAAAAUCUGCUGACAAUAAAUUUACAUUUUUUCAUUUGUGCGCAGUCAAGAAAUUUCGAAACACGCAUUUUUUCAAGUCGCACGAUCCGGACCUUGCACAACGUAAAAUCACGCGUGUGUGGCAAAGUUAACGGUCGGUAGUUGCUGAGCGGUAUUUGGGAAACCUAUUUGUUUUGCAAGUUUGAGCAAAUUUGUGGCAGAAAACUAAACUAUUUUAAGCUUUCAAUAAAUAGUUGCUAAUAACGGCUGCAAUAAACAAUAACUGCGGUGUAAUUUAUAAUAUGUAGCAUACUUUUGUGCGCGAGGUAUGUGUGUAACAGAGGGAAUGCUUGCUAAAUAAUAAAGUUAAUCAAAAACUGUAAUUCAACAUUUAUUAUUAAUAAUUUUCUAGAAGAAAAAUGAAUAAAACGAAAAGUGCUGCAUAUCCUAAGGCGCAUAAAUAGAGAUACUGGCGUUUUAUGGAAAACUAUAUAAAUAUUGAGCUCUUAUUGGUUACAACUGAAGAACGAUUUGGGAAAGUAAUACUAAACCGAAAACUAUUGCAUACCUGCAGGCGCAUUAGUCGCGAUACUGACUUUUUACGAACACUAUACAAACAUUGUGUUGUUAUAGAUUAAAUUUAAAAACGAUUUGUUAAAAUAUUAUUAAAUCGAAAACUGUAGCAUACCUUCAGGCGCAAAUGAAGAGAUACUUGCUUUCUUCGAACAUUUUAAAAAAUUGUGCUCUUUUCAACUAUAAGUGAAGAAAAAUUUCUGAAAAUUUUAUUGAAACUAAAAUUAUUGCAUACCUUAAGGCAAUAAUAAAAAAGACUCUUCCUCGCUUCGAAAACUACAUAAAAUUUGAGCUCGUUUUAGUUGCAAUUGAAAAGAGAUUUGUGAAAACAUUACUGAACCAAAAUUUAUUGCAUACCUACAGGCGCAUAAGUGAAAAUAUUGGCGUUUUAUGUAAAACUAUAUGAAAAUUGAGCUCUUAUUAGUUACAAUUAAAAAACGAUCUGUAAAAAUAUUUUUAUACGCUUUAAUUGCAUACUUUUGCGCGCAAACUUCUUAUAAAUGACUUUUCAAGUAAGUUUUUUGAAGAAAUGUUUGAUGUCGUUACUAGUGAAUUGCUACAAAAUUUUUUAGCACUACAAAAAACGCGCAACGCUUAAAUAACGGCUUAAAGUAACUGCGAAAAAAAAUAUAUAAAAGAAAGACUUUUCGGAUAUCAUAACUAAUUUGAAGGCGGAUUUUUGACAUACUUAACAAUUGAAGGCCAAAAGCAUUGCAUACUUUUUGGCAUACGGCUGUUAGAAACAAUUCAAGACUGUAAAAUAGUGCGAGAGGCAUGUUUCUGUGGGUAUAUUAAGCAUUAAUAUACAUAAAAAGUGUAUCAAUAUAAUACUAACUCUAAUAAUAGCAUAACUUUUGGCUACGUUUCUCAAAAAUAACAUUGAAGGCCAAAAGCAUUGCAUACUUUUUGGCAUACGGCUGCUAGAAAAGACAUUCUCGAAAGCAAAAUUAAUUUGCAACAGCUGAAGUGAAUAUUUCAAACCUUGAGCAAUAUUUGAAUAAUUUCAGCAACCUAAAAGUAUACUAAAAGAUUCGAAAUAUGUAAAUAAUGUGAAAUUUUUAAACGCCACUAACAAAAAAACAACAGUUACAUAUAAACACUGAAAAUUAAAAAAUAUUGUUAACUUAGACAACGCCUAAAAUUAGGCUACAAAAGUAAUAAGCAUAUUUCAACCGCACUUUUGGUAACAAUACAACGUAUUUUCAUAUACUACUGUUAAGCAUAUCAUUUGCUAGAAUAAAACAACAACAAAAAUAUACCUACUAAUACUUUUCGAAACGAUAUUUAUACACAAAACUACACUGAGAGUAUAUCUCGCUCGCUUAAAGUUGAACGGUUGUGAACAGUACGCUAGCACACAUACACACACACAUCAAAAUAUAUAAAUACAUGCUGUGUAAAUUGUGGCUAAGUUUGGAAAAUAAUAAAUAUAAGCUCUAACUAACUUUUCGUAAAACACAUUGCAUACGUUAAGGCGCACUUUGUAAGAAAAAUUAAAUUAAAACGCAGAUAAGCAGUAAAAAGUGAAUGAAAACGAAUGUAAAACUUACGAAAAAUUUAAAAUUAUUAAUAAUUAAUAAAUUAUAAAUACGCGCUUGACAUUUUGUUGACAUUUUGCCGUCGCUUUGCCGCUAUGCACUUGUCGCAGCGCACAACAAGGCACAACUAAAGCAAGCAUUGCAAAUAUAUUACGUUGAAAGUGACAAUAAAAGUACGGCGAAGACAAAAAUACAAGAAAAAACAAAUAUUUAACACGCAAGCAAUUUGCGCUCUUUGGAGAAAGCGAAUUAAGAAUUUUCUACAAAAGGACUUUGGCGCGGCGAACUGUGUGAAUACAAGCGACGGAGCCAACAAGCAGCCAGCAAAGCAGAUAAACAGCAGCAGACACGUGGACACAAGCAGCAAAAACAGCAACAAAAGCGGCAACAGGAAAAUCAAGUAAUAUACACAAAGGGUGACACGGCGUAUGAGUAACCUAAAAAUCUUAAAAUUCCUCACAAAAAGAUUGCAAUUAAGUGAAGUUCGAAGCGGUUAAUUUGUCAACUGAUUUGCAGCUAAAAUUGUAUAAAAACGGUGUAAACUGACAAUGAUUUGAAAAGUGCUAAUCGCACAUAGAAACUCGGCAGCAAGCAGAAAAAUAUUACUAUAAGUAACGGCAUUAAGCAAUAAAAAAAUACCAAAAAUUUCAAUAAUUAAUAGUUAAUAAAUUCAACAAAAAUUGCAGUUUAAUAGCUACAAAAACAAUAACAAAAAAAUAAAAAAAAAAAUAAAUUAAAAAAAGUUGUAAACGUAUUAAAUAGCAAUAAAGUGCGCAAAACUGCUGCGUAGCUAUUUCAUGCCACCAAAAACUCAACAACAAUAACUUUAAAAUACUGCACAAAACAUAUACCCAACUCAAUUAAAAUUAUUACAUGCCAUAAAUCAAUUAAUUAAAUGCACAUAAAAAUCAACUGAUAAUGCGACGGCAAACUGCGUAAAAAAAUCACAAAACAGUGCUUGAUAAAAAAUUGGAAAGUGCAACACAAGCAGCUUUUUUUAAGCACACAAAGUGUUACAAGUGAAGUGGUUGUUGAAAAAACACAUUGUGCAAAGUUAAAGUUUGCACAAAAAGUGGCUUAAUUUUAUAUAAAGCGAAAUUUAUUGAAAUAUUGGCAGCGUGAGUGCCUGAGAACGGCGCAGUUAGUGCAAAAACCUAUAAAAGAUCAAGCAAAAUGCAGUGCGUCUUUUAUAAGCACUAAUCCGAAACGUUUGUGUGUGCAUGAAAAUUUUUUAAAUAACCAAUACUGUCAAAGUGAGUUUGUGCUAUAAUCUUUGUGCUAUAAAAAUUUCAUUGAUGUGCUGAAAGUCUAACAGAUGAAAAUAUGAAUUACCAAAAAGGCAUUAAGGAUCCCAAUUUGGAGCGGCAUACAAAAGGGAAAACACGUCAUUUCACGGUGAACGGUUUUAAUACGCAUGCACAGCAGCAACAGCAACAACAACAAGUGCAACUGCAAAGCCAGAGUGACGUGCGUAAUAUUUACAAUAAUCCUUAUACGCCACCAACAGCACCGACAACAACAUUAAGCCAACAGCAACAGCAAACACAUCGCUUGCAGCAGCAGCAACAACAACAGCAAUUGUUGUACAAAUCUAUUGCCAGCGGUGUUGUUGGAAAUAGUGGCACGAAUCAAUACGAUUACCCACCAACGCCAGCGAGUGAACAUCAGCAUCAGCUACAACAGCAGCAACAACAAUUGCAACAGCAACUUCAGCUACAACAACAGCAGCAGCAACAACAACAAUUGAGCAACGUCUUGGAAGCAGAUAAUAAUACCUUCACCAGUCAUAAUAAAGACUGUCAGUCCACUGUAGUGGAGUAUGGUGUAUCAAAGUAG
Messenger RNA from Bactrocera neohumeralis, 4095 nucleotides. RefSeq names its product nuclear transcription factor Y subunit beta. Bases 3583 to 4095 code for a protein of 170 amino acids. NCBI's taxonomy places the organism in Eukaryota, Metazoa, Arthropoda, Insecta, Diptera, Tephritidae. The transcript is spliced from 5 exons. The record is from RefSeq and is a predicted model, not a curated record.